This is a messenger RNA of Cryptomeria japonica (Japanese cedar), 982 nucleotides long. RefSeq lists its product as uncharacterized. NCBI's taxonomy places the organism in Eukaryota, Viridiplantae, Streptophyta, Pinopsida, Cupressales, Cupressaceae. Bases 252 to 683 code for a protein of 143 amino acids. Gene Ontology annotation, cellular component: nucleus; cytoplasm. The record is from RefSeq and is a predicted model, not a curated record. Gene Ontology annotation, biological process: protein ubiquitination; modification-dependent protein catabolic process. Gene Ontology annotation, molecular function: ubiquitin protein ligase binding; protein tag activity. The transcript is spliced from 2 exons.
AACAUAUUCUGCAUGCCUACGCUUCUUUAGACAUUCUCCUGAUUGAAACUCAGGGUUAUAUGGAAAAAUAUAGGCCAAUCAAUCGCUAAUCUUGGCCACCGGCAAGGAGAAAGAAAGCGGAGGCCCACAAGUAGCCAACAUUUUCUACGCAUCUCGCCGUAAACAGACGGCGCUGGGCUGGAGUGGGCUGCUUUUGCUUUUGCUUCCGCUUCUGCUUCUGCUUCUGGGGUUUUGUGGUAAGAACCGAAAGGAUGCAGAUCUUUGUCAAGACAGUGAGUGGGAAGACCAUAAGCCUGCAAGCGGAGAGCAGUGCCAUUGAUAUUGAGUAUGUCAAGGGACAGGUGCAGCAGAUGGAGGGAGAAGAGUGUGCUGCAAUCAAGUGCAGGAGGAGUCGCAAUGGUAUUUUUCAUGUGGAGAUGUUGGGUAGGAUGCGUGGAGGGACAAUGAUAAAAGUAAAAACUCUCACAGGAAAGGAGAUUGAGAUUGAUAUCGAGCCAACUGAUAGCAUUGAGAGAAUUAAGGAACGAGUCGAAGAAAAGGAGGGCAUACCACCUGUGCAACAGAGGCUUAUUUAUGCUGGAAAGCAGAUGAAUGAUGAUAAAACAGCUCGAGAUUACAACAUUGAGGGUGGCUCGGUUCUUCAUCUUGUGCUUGCCCUGCGUGGUGGCUAUGGUCCAGUUUAAAAAAAUCGUCUAAUUACAACUCUAGUCCUUAUAAGAUCUCGUGAUAUAUAUUGAGCCCUGUUCACUGUCUUUACAUGAAGUCAGGGACCUGUUUAUUCCCUCUUGUUCAAUUACACAUUCUAUUCUGCCUGAAAUAGACGAGAUCCAACUGUUUGGGUAGAUUCUUUUUGUACGUUUUUGUGGAACCUAGAAUUGCAUUUGAGCUCCUGGUCUCUUUUGAUUCUUGCCUUUUCAUGCAAGUAAAGUACAAUUUGGGGUGUUUUUAAAAUAACUGUGAAACACUUAUGUUUGACUUUUUA